AUGUCGAAGAAACGCAAGACCUUGCCGCAGAAGCACAAACCAGCCUCUCACAAGGCCCAGGACAAGGGCAAGAGACCAGCCCAUAAGACUGAAAAACCGCAAGCCAAAUCUGGCGGCAGCAACCCUAACACCGACGCUCGAGAUCUCGAGCCCACCAUCCCUUUUUCGCCCGAAGAUGCCAUACUUCUCGUCGGUGAAGGCGACCUUAGCUUCUCCAGGGCCCUUGUAGAGCACCAUUAUUGCGAGAACGUCACAGCGACAGUGCUGGAGAAGGAUCUGGAGGAGCUCACUGCCAAGUACCCUCACGUGAACGAGAAUGUGGAGCUCAUCGAGGCCGAGGGAAGCAAGGUGGCUUAUGGAGUAGACGCCAAAAAGAUGGCGCCGUGGGCCAAGAAGUCAGGCAAGGACUCGGUCGGCAUCAUGGACAGGAUAAUCUUUAACUUCCCGCACGUGGGAGGCAAGAGCACAGAUGUCAACCGCCAGGUACGGUACAACCAGGAACUGCUCGUUGAGUUUUUCAAGCGGGCUUUGCUCUCGCUAGCGCCGGGAGGAACUAUCAUCAUCACUCUGUUUGAAGGUGAACCAUACACACUCUGGAACAUCCGUGAUCUAGCACGGCACUCGGGGCUACAAGUUGAGCGCAGCUUCCGUUUCCAGGCCUCCGCAUACCCAGGAUACCACCACGCGAGGACACUUGGUGUCGUCAAGAACAAACAGGGCGACAUUGGUGGUGGCUGGAAGGGUGAAGACCGCGCUGCCCGAAGCUACAUUUUCGUGAGGAAAGACGAGGUGCCGAAGGCCGUGUCCAAGAAGCGAAAGCGCUCGAGUGAUGACGAGGACAGCGACAAUUCUGAUUGA
Messenger RNA from Diaporthe amygdali, 858 nucleotides. RefSeq lists its product as uncharacterized. Gene Ontology annotation, cellular component: cytoplasm. Bases 1 to 858 code for a protein of 285 amino acids. The record is from RefSeq and is a predicted model, not a curated record. Gene Ontology annotation, biological process: rRNA base methylation. NCBI's taxonomy places the organism in Eukaryota, Fungi, Ascomycota, Sordariomycetes, Diaporthales, Diaporthaceae. Gene Ontology annotation, molecular function: rRNA (uridine-N3-)-methyltransferase activity. The transcript is spliced from 2 exons.